Messenger RNA from Phymastichus coffea, 2152 nucleotides. RefSeq names its product protein scabrous. The transcript has 3 exons. Bases 36 to 1706 code for a protein of 556 amino acids. NCBI's taxonomy places the organism in Eukaryota, Metazoa, Arthropoda, Insecta, Hymenoptera, Eulophidae. The record is from RefSeq and is a predicted model, not a curated record.
CGUCCCCACGAACGCACACCCGGCCCGCCGCGAUCAUGCAGCCUCGCCUUGCCGCUCCGCUGCUGCUGCUGCUGCUGCUGCUGCUGUGCCUCUGCCUGGCCGUGCGAGCUCAGGACGACGACCUGGCGAGCAGCGUCAAAUUUCUGCAGGAGCAGCUCGGUGACCUGCUCAACCAUCGACAGCAGGACUACGACGCGCUCGAGCUCAGCCUCAAGCAGUCCAUGGAGAAGAACACCGAGCUGCUGCUGCUCAGGAACGAAGUCAAACAGAUGAGGAAAGAGUUGAAUAGCCUGCGGAACAGCGACACCUCGACCACCGCGGCCGUGAACGAACGUCUCCGCGUGCGUUGGCUGGGCAACGCAGUGACGGAGCUGAAGAACGAAGUGUCCGAGGUUCUCCGGAGCCGCAACGCCAGCGAGGAGCUGGCCGAGCGCGCGAGGGUCAAGUCCGAGUUGGAAUUGCUCCGAGCCGACGUGGCCGGCGUCGGUCGAGGUCUGCGAGAUUUCGGCGGCAGAUUGGCGAGGCUCGAGGCCGGCUUAGGGAGCGUCAGGCUCGACGUCGCAGCGGUCAAACGCAGCACGGGGCAGCUGUCUCGCAGCUGCGCCGACUUUGCCAGCCAGCUGAGCGGCGUGCAACGCAAGCUGGCCGACGCCGGAGAUGCCGAGGACGCCGAGCAAAACGAGAUCGAGCCGCCGCCGCCGCCGCCGCCGCCGUCGCGGCACCGCCGGCGGCACGCGCACUCGCGUCUGGCCCCGGCGCUGCGCCGCCUGGACGCGCGCGUGGGCCGCCUGGAGCGCGAGCGCGGCCCGGCCGAGCAACGCUUGGCGCGCCGGCUGCGCCUGCUCGAGGGCGCCGGCCGCGAGCUGCGCCAGCGGCUGCGCGCCGCCAGCGCCGAGCCCGCCGAGCUGGCCGAGCUGCGCCGCGCCGUGCGCGCCCUCGGCGCGAGCGCGUCCGCGCUGCAGCAGCGCAGCGAGCGCCAGCGCGAGGCGCUCGACCGGCUGAACGGGACGCUGCGCCGGCAAGCCGGCCUCGACGCCGGCCUCGGCCGCGCGGAGAACCUCACCAGGCAGCUGGAGCGCGUCGAGGACGAGUACCGGCGCAUGGUCGACUCGCUGCCCGGCAACUGCGAGAAGCGCGACGGCCUGACGCUGCUAGCGCCGGGCCCGGGCGCGCCGCUGCUCGCCGCCUGCCGCAAGGGCUGGAUCGUGGUCGGGCGGCGCGUCGACGGCACCGUCGACUUCGACCGCAGCUGGAACGACUACGCCGCGGGCUUCGGCUCGCCGAUCAACGAGUUCUGGGCCGGCAACGAGGCGCUGCACCGGCUCAGCAGCGACAACUGCACCAGGCUGCGCAUCGAGCUGCACGACAUCGACGGCAACUACUGGGUGGCCAACUACGAGGACUUCCGCGUGGACGACGAGCAGUCCGGCUACCGGCUGCGCGUGGGCGGCUACUCCGGUAACGCCAGCGACGCCAUGGCCUACCAGAACAACAUGCGCUUCAGCGCCAAAGAUCGCGACCUCGACAUCAGCUCCACGGACUGCGCGGCCAACUAUCACGGCGGCUGGUGGUUCAGCCACUGCCAGCACGCCAACCUCAACGGCAGGUACUCGCUCGGGCUCACCUGGUACAGGUCCGACAGCAGCAAGUGGAUGGCCGUCGCCAACACCGAGAUCUCGCUUCAGAGGAAGCAGCAGUGCCUGUAAACGGACGGCGCGCCUAUACGCCCCCCCAAAGAACCGACUUUGUGUACAAAAGUGCGCCGACCGAGUUGCCUGAUCGAGUGGAACGAACGGCCGCACCAGGCGGCUCUACACCGUAGCUUGUACAUACUUAUCCAGACCGACUGCUUGUUUCCAAGUCUGUCUUAGAAACUGUCUUGCCAAAGAUUUUACUGCGUAAUUGUCUAACGGUUAAGUUAUAAUAAUAUUAAUAAUAAUAAUAUAUAUAUAUGUAUAGUCGUCGUGUAAAUAAAUCUACGUGUGUCAUCGGUUACAAUGUCAUUGUAUUUGAUUACCAAGAUUUCUUACCCUUGUUAAGUCUACAUUGUGUACAUUCCAUUGUAUUUACAAGUCAAUCAUUAAAAAGACAUUUUAUACGAAACUAUACGUAACUUUUCAUGUUUUUUUUAUCUCUUUUAAUCCAUCGAUAA